Molecule: messenger RNA, 857 nt
Organism: Rhinolophus ferrumequinum (greater horseshoe bat)
Lineage: Eukaryota; Metazoa; Chordata; Mammalia; Chiroptera; Rhinolophidae
Exons: 5
Coding region: 1-801 (266 amino acids)
Source: RefSeq, a predicted model, not a curated record
AUGGCUGUGCCGUGUCUGGACUCGCAGCUGCUCACGCUUGUCCACUACAGCCACAAGUUCCAGCACGCUGAGGGGAUGAGCCUGCACUGCUUCCGGGGACCGAGGGUCACUGUGGAGGGGCCGCUCCUGGAGCUCCAGGGCAGUCCUGAGAGGUAUGGCCGUGCAGCCCUCCUGCCCUGGGCUCCACUGGCCAAGGCUGCCGCUGGGCCAGGGGACAGGACUCCGCAGCGCUCCUUCUCACCCGCCAGCACCAAGCCCGACCCUUCCCGUCCCACCCCUCCGCCGCUGCGGCCCUCGACCCCUUACUCUUCAUCCUCGGACCGCUUCCGGCGCGCUCUGAUGACGCCUGCGUCAGGCGCCGCUCAGCGGUACCUUCCGGCUCCUUCAGCAGCGCUCGGCCCCCGCAGCCUCUCUCGUCACAGCCGCGGGUGGACAGGUUCCGGGCACCCGAGCUCGCGCGCCACGCUAAGUCGACAGGCUGCCCGCUCGGACGCAGAGCGGGGGUCGCAGGCGCGCGGAACGCGAGGACGGCGCCGCCGUGACGUCACCGACGCGCGCCGACCUAGAGUGGCGCCGGCGCGCGGGAGCGGCCUCGGCGGCUGGCGCAGCUCACACCCGACUGACUGCACCAACAAGUUGAAACUUGUCACACACACCGUUACUAAGGUUCGACGCGCCGCUUCCUGUGUUGAAGAUCUCUGCCUUUCCGUUGGAUGGCACUCAGCAGCAGCAGUCACAGUGUGUUUUGAUUACAUCUUGUAUAUAAAGGCUGUGACCCAGCAUUUUUACAUCGUACCCUAAAGACCGUGCAAAAUGAAGACCUGGAGGCCGAGUUUGAACAGAAAAGCACAUAGAAG